Messenger RNA from Exophiala spinifera, 1527 nucleotides. RefSeq lists its product as uncharacterized. Lineage: Eukaryota; Fungi; Ascomycota; Eurotiomycetes; Chaetothyriales; Herpotrichiellaceae. The record is from RefSeq and is a predicted model, not a curated record. Gene Ontology annotation, biological process: biosynthetic process; amino acid metabolic process. The transcript is spliced from 3 exons. The coding region runs from base 1 to 1527 and encodes 508 amino acids. Gene Ontology annotation, molecular function: transaminase activity; pyridoxal phosphate binding.
AUGAGUUCGUCGGCUUCAGGUCGUCGCGUUUCGACGUUGAGAUCCGUCUUGCAUGCCAGUAGCGAUGGACGACGCUUCUCCAUCCACCCCGAAGAUGAAAACACUUCACAGAGUCAUCGAAACUUGAGAUCCCACCAGGGUCAUCGAGUUCAUGCUGGCCUUGACCCAAACCGUGCGAGUACGGGGGUGAUCUGGGUCACUGAGCAGGCUACCAAACAUGGCUACCUCGAGGAACCUGACAAAUGGGCCAACUUAGGCCAAGGAGCACCGGAAGUCGACCAUAUCGAAGGAUGUUUUGAACGUCCAGACUCUGUCCCCAUCUCCGCAGCAGGAAGAGAAUACGGCCCUACAGCGGGCAUCAAAUCCCUCCGAGCAGCUGUCGCGAACCUCUACAACUACAACUAUCGCCAAGGUAAAGAGUCGCAAUACACAUGGGAAAAUGUCUGCAUCGUACCGGGUGGAAGAGCUGGGCUCAUUCGAAUUGCCGCUGUCCUGGGCAAUGCCUAUCUGGGGUUCUUCAUUCCUGACUAUACCGCCUACAAUGAGAUGCUGAGCUUGUUUCGAAACUUUGUGGCCAUCCCAUCACCCUUGUCUGCCGCUGACGGUUAUCACAUUCACGUCGACAAGAUCUCCGAGGAACUGGCCCGGGGAACGUCUGUGAUCCUGACAUCGAACCCUCGAAAUCCUACGGGACAUGCCCUGGAUCCUGACGAGCUAUCAAUCAUUCAGGACAUUUGUCGCGACCGAGCCACGUUGAUAUUUGACGAGUUCUAUGCUGGCUACAACUACAGCACCAACUGCGACGGAACCACAAUCUCCUCUGCCAGCAAUAUCAUUGAUGUCGACGAGGACGACGUCAUCAUUAUCGACGGCCUCACGAAGCGUUUCCGGCUCCCAGGCUGGCGUGUUGCCUGGAUCAUCGGGCCUAAAGAGUUCAUCAAGGCUCUGGGUUCUUCUGGCAGUUACCUCGACGGAGGCACGAACGUUCCAUUCCAAGAGGCUGCUGUCCCAAUGCUGGAACCUGCAAAGGUCAAACAAGAAAUGCAGGCCCUCCAGCGACACUUCAAAAAGAAGCGUGACUUUGUGCUCAAGCGGCUCAAGGAGAUUGGCUUUAACAUGGGAGAUCAGGCAAUUCCAGACAGCACCUUCUACAUCUGGCUCGACCUCACCACGUUGAAUCCCCCGCUCCCCAAGAACAGCCCCAUCGAUCUUUCCAACGGACUGUCGUUCUUCGAGGCUCUUUUGGAGGAGAAGGUGAUGGUGGUCCCAGGCAUCUUCUUUGACCUGAACCCUGCAAAAAGACGAGACUUGUUCGACAGUCCGUGCCACCACUUUGUCCGCAUCAGCUAUGGUCCCAAAAUGGACGCUCUCGAACUGGGCAUGAACGGUAUCGAGAGGGUGGUGAAGCGCGCGAGAGGGGAGUUUGGGCAAUUUGACACCGCCAUAUCCGAGGAGCCUGAUGAUGAUGGCGAUGUUCCACGAAGUCCCAAGACGACAACACGUGGUCACGGCAAACAGCACAACUAG